ACUGUUUCCAUUAGUAAGUUUGACUAUAAUUUAUGAACCAAUUUCUUAGUUAAUUGACAAUUAAAAGAAGCUAUUAUGGACAGAAGGACUAGGAUGUUAAUGAAAUCAUAAGUGAAUUCAAUAUUGAAAGGCAUAUGGAUAAUCCUGUUAUAAUAUAUAUAACCUUUAUUUAAAGUUUAAAAAGAAAAGCACAAAAUUGGUUUAUGUAAAGCCCAUGGACAUAAUAUCGGCCCUAAUUUGUAGCAACGUUGAUACGAAGUUUCAAGCCCAAGAAAGUUUCUGUGAAAAACAGACACAGACAGAGAGCAAGGCAAGAGUCACAGAUGGAGAGUAGCAGUGCAAUAGAUGCUCAAACGGUCCUUCAAAACCCUAACAAUGGAGUAAGAAUUCCAAUGAAUAAGAAAGAAGAGAAGCAAAAGGUGGUCGUUAUAAUGGGUGCCGCUGGUUCAGGCAAAUCAAAGUUGGCCAUUGAUUUAGCGACCCACUUCCCCAUUGAAAUCAUCAAUGCUGAUUCGAUGCAGGUCUACCAUAGCCUAGAUGUUCUCACCAAUAAGGUUCCCUUCCAUGAUCAAAAGGGAGUUCCUCACCAUUUGCUUGGGACUAUAAGCCCAAACGUUGAAUUCACAGCAAAGGAAUUCCGGAAUGCUGCUAUUCCUAUUAUUAAUGAAAUAUUGUCACGCAACUGCUUGGCGGUCAUUGUUGGGGGUACCAAUUACUAUAUUCAGGCUCUGGUGACUCCAUUCCUUCUAGAUGAUAAUUUGGAAGCUUUGGAUGAAAGCUUUCGGAAUCAGCCCCUUGGAGAUGAACAUAGUGAUGAGAUGCCCGAGUAUGGGGGAAAUGAUGCCAAUAGAUAUGAUUAUCUUAAAAAUCUUGAUCCUGUUGCAGCUAACAGAAUUCAUCCAAAUAAUCAUAGAAAAAUCAAUCAGUGCCUUAAUUUGUAUUCUCGCUCAGGUAUUCUCCCUAGCAAAGUUUAUCAGGGAAAGGCCGCAGAGAACUGGGGUCGCAUUGAUGAUUGUAGAUUCAAUUGUUGUUUUAUUUGUGUUGAUGCUGCAAUACCCGUGCUGGAUCAGUACGUGGGGCAAAGAGUAGAUUGCAUGAUUGAUGCUGGAUUGCUCGGUGAGGUUUAUGAUAUUUACAGUCCUAAUGUGGUUUAUACCCGAGGCUUACGACAAGCCAUUGGUGUAAGGGAAUAUGAGGAUUUUCUGAGAGGUUACCUUUUGGAAGGCAGGAAUUUUAGUCCAAAUGAUUUUACUGAUGAAUCUCUCUUCAUGGUAUCAGCAAACAAGGAGAAGAUGCUGAAGGAUAAUAUUAGAGAGAUUCUCUGUUCCUCUGAUGAUAACGAACUCAAACUUGUUCUAGUCGAAGCUAUUGACAAAGUAAAAUUAAAUACCAGAAGACUUAUUCGUCGUCAAAAAAGGAGGCUUAAUACGCUUCAAAUGUUGUUUGGCUGGAAUAUACAUUAUGUUGAUGCAUCGGAAUCAAUUUCAAGCAAAUCAGAUGAAUCAUGGUCCGCACAAGUAGUCGGACCUGCAGUGGAAAUUAUCAGAUCCUUUUUAAGUGAGGAUGGGAGUUCAGUGUCUGACUUGAGGGCAAGUGAUGGUGCUGGAAUGGGAUCAAUUGAAAGGAACUUGUGGACUCAGUAUGUGUGCAAGGCUUGUGGGGAUAGGGUUCUUAGAGGAGCUCAUGAGUGGGAACAGCACAAACUGGGCCGUGGGCAUCGAAAACGAGUUUCUAAGUUUCGGAAGGUUCAAAGGCAAGGUUCUUCCUUGGUGGACGAGGACAUCCUAACCAUAGUUAGCAACCAAGUUUGAGGAUCAUAGAACUUUCUGGUUAUGAGCUGGAAUGAUAUGAACGACCUUCAUUCAACAUUUCUUUGUGAUAGGCAAGGACAUUCUGACCAUAGUUAGCAAACAAGUUUCAGGAUCAUAGAGCUCUCUGGUUAUGAGCUGGAAUGAUGUGGACGACCUCCAUUAAGGAUUUCUUUGCGAGGUAUCAUAUGAAAAGGCAACAGGGGAAUGUACCAACAUUUGUCACCUCUUUUCUUUGUUUCUUGAAAAAACGUUGACGUAGAUUCUACUUUCACAUUCACUCUUCGCUAUUACACGACACCUUAAUAGUCUUAAAUGACGUUUAUGUUAGGACCUAAGGGCUAUAUUUGGCUGGAUGGAAUGCAAUUUGAUGUAAUCAAAGAUGUAAUGCAAUGAAAAAAUGUAACUUAAUGAAAUGUAAUUAGGCUUUCAUUACUUUGUUGGGCAAUGUAAUUGAGAAAAUUUAUGAAAUUUAAUCAUCAUUUCUUUUUUAUGUUUGUA
Jatropha curcas is the source of this 2309-nucleotide messenger RNA. The record is from RefSeq and is a predicted model, not a curated record. NCBI's taxonomy places the organism in Eukaryota, Viridiplantae, Streptophyta, Magnoliopsida, Malpighiales, Euphorbiaceae.